Elgaria multicarinata webbii is the source of this 2075-nucleotide messenger RNA. It is a transcript of the gene MRPL58, whose product is annotated as mitochondrial ribosomal protein L58. The record is from RefSeq and is a predicted model, not a curated record. NCBI's taxonomy places the organism in Eukaryota, Metazoa, Chordata, Lepidosauria, Squamata, Anguidae. Gene Ontology annotation, cellular component: mitochondrial large ribosomal subunit. Gene Ontology annotation, biological process: mitochondrial translational termination. Gene Ontology annotation, molecular function: peptidyl-tRNA hydrolase activity; translation release factor activity, codon nonspecific. Bases 3 to 764 code for a protein of 253 amino acids. The transcript has 7 exons.
AGAUGCAACCAGCGCACCUGAAAAUGGCGGCGUCCGCACUGCGCUGGCUCUGGCGAACGCCGUUGUACCGGCUACUCCCUUCAGAGGCACCUGGCAGGUUCCUAGGUCGAGCUGUCGCCUCCGCUCCCCCGGUCUAUAAUUCUGAAUUCCGUAGCGAAUACAGCUUGGACAAACUCUAUCCGUCGUCACAAAAAGGAACCGACACAACAAAGUUACUUGAAGGCUUUCCAGAAUCUGAUGAUCCACAUCUCAACAAGCCAAGUCAUAUGGGGAGUAAUACCAUGGUGAUUUCACCACACUGGCCCUGUUCAGAUGCUAAGCCACGGUGGGAUAGGGCAAACCAGACUGCUGCUGACAUUCCUAUUGCUCGUUUGUCCAUAUCUUAUUCCCGGAGUAGUGGCCCAGGAGGCCAGAAUGUUAAUAAAGUGAAUACUAAGGCAGAAGUUCGAUUCCAUUUGUCAUCAGCAGACUGGAUCGCAGAAGACGUGCGACAGAAAAUGGCAGUGAUGCACAGGAAUAAGGUCAAUAGAGCUGGAGAGCUGAUAGUCACCUCUGAAAUGAGUCGCUACCAGAUGAGGAAUUUGGCAGAUUGCCUGCAAAAAAUCAGAGACAUGAUUGCCGAAGCUACUGCGAAGCCUCAAGUUCAUUCCAUAGAGACUGUGGAGAUGAUCAGAGAAAGGGUGGAAAAAAUGAACCGUGAACGUCUCCGACAAAAAAAACAGCACUCUUCCCUAAAGCAAAGCAGGCGUAUGGACUUUGACUAAACUAACCAGAGGAGAAAACAGAGGUGGCCUGGGACACCUUCCUUGGACUGUUUUAUUCCUUGGAUUGGGAGGGGGGGCGUGGAUUUUUAUGAGUUCUUUGUGGAAAAGUAAAACCUAUGCCAUAAAAGCUGCUCUUUGCAUUUAAUGAAAUAGGUAUGGAUGUUUUCGCUAAAACUGUUAAGGUUAACUAGUGGACUAUGAAGAUUCAGCAAACGCAUACUGACGGCAAUGGUUAGCUUUCUCAUGAUCAGCUAUCAUAAGCAUGGUUUUUGUCCGCUUUUUAAGACUCUCAUUUUCCACAACAAAGAACUUUACUGCUUGCCUCAUGUGUGUCUUCCCUGUUCUCUUCUGUAAUCUGUUCUCAUCCAUUUCCUACCUAUUCAGCAUAUCCAGGUAUACAGCUCUAUUCCUUCAUUUGCCCUCUAGUCCUAGCUGUUGGCCUAGUGCUGUUUUGUGGGCUUUUGAUUAUCUGCCCAUGUAUGCAAAGAUAAACUGCUGCGUAAGACUAUAUUUACACAGCCAGCUUUUUCUAGAGCUGUUUGCAUGUACUAGUGUGAACAAGUUACUCCUGUUGGACUUGCUGAGCCACAAUCCUGUAAUUUUCCAGCACCACUUUCCUCCAUGUGUCCUUAGCUACAGUUGACCCCCACAUCCUCCAUAUACAGGCAAUAUGGAUAAUGAAUCUGUUCAUUUCCCAAUGUAUCUGCUUUUCAAAUCCUGCUUUUCUGGCUAACAGCAGGCUGCAAAGCCAUCUGACAACUAGUACUUAGCAGUUAGAUACUUUAAGGCAAUGGUGACUUGGAGCAGGGAAGAGCAGAAGGCAGAUUGGGAUCUCCUGGUAGAUCUCUGGUGACUCCCAAUUGUCUUGCAACAACUAAAAAGCUUUUUCCCCCACCUUACCCCCGUCACUGAAUUAGAUUGCUGAAAAAGUAUGUAUGUAUGUAUGGGGGCAUAAACAUGAGUGGGGUUUUGUGAGCUUGGUUUUGUGAUUCCUGGGCUGAGCAUGUGCUCAGGAGCGCUCAUGUAGCUCAACUUAAUUCUUAGUGUAUAUCGGCACAACCUGGGCCAUUGUUUUGCACCCGGGUCCGGUUGGUAGGUCUUACGGUUCUAGAAAAAAAAACCAAAGUAGAUCCUGCAUGCAAUGAAGUCUGCCCAUCCUGGCUUUAGGAGGACUAUAAUGGAAAAUACCCCCACUCCCAGUGUGUUAUGUACCAUCUAGGGCCAGAUAGCUCCAGAUGUUUUGGUCCUUGUCAGUUGGAACCAAAACGUCUGACGCUAUCUGGCACAGCUGAACAGGCUCCAGAAAGGCUC